Molecule: messenger RNA, 3344 nt
Organism: Sorex fumeus (smoky shrew)
Lineage: Eukaryota; Metazoa; Chordata; Mammalia; Eulipotyphla; Soricidae
Gene: FAM76A
Product: family with sequence similarity 76 member A
Exons: 10
Coding region: 178-1233 (351 amino acids)
Source: RefSeq, a predicted model, not a curated record
GACCGGUGAACGGGCCCCUCGAGCCCCUGUGUCCGCCCUGGUACGCCCGGACCUACCGGCCGCCCGCCUGCCGCAUCCCGCAGCCUGCUGCCGCCGCCGUCGCCAGGUUGUCCCUCCGACUGUCAGAUAGAGCCGCGGGCCGGACCGGCGGGGCGGUCAGCACGGCCCUGGCCGGACAUGGCGGCGCUCUACGCCUGCACCAAGUGCCACCAGCGCUUCCCCUUCGAGGCGCUGUCUCAGGGGCAGCAGCUGUGCAAGGAAUGUCGGAUCGCACACCCUGUUGUGAAAUGCACCUACUGCAGGACUGAGUACCAGCAGGAGAGUAAAACCAAUACAAUAUGCAAGAAAUGUGCUCAAAAUGUGCAGUUAUAUGGAACGCCCAAACCUUGUCAGUAUUGCAACAUAAUUGCAGCAUUUAUUGGCAACAAAUGCCAGCGCUGUACAAACUCAGAGAAGAAGUAUGGACCACCAUAUUCUUGUGAACAAUGCAAGCAGCAGUGUGCUUUUGACAGGAAGGAUGACAGAAAGAAGGUAGAUGGAAAAUUGCUGUGCUGGCUGUGCACUCUUUCAUACAAACGGGUCCUUCAGAAGACCAAAGAGCAAAGAAAACAUUUGAGCAGCUCUUCCCGUGCCAGCCAUCAGGAGAAGGAGCAAUACAGCCGACUGAGUGGUGGAGGCCAUUACAACAGCCAGAAAACUCUUUCUACAUCUUCAAUUCAAAAUGAAAUCCCAAAGAAAAAAUCCAAGUUUGAGUCAAUCACGACCAAUGGAGACAGCGACGCUUCCUCUUACGAGCUGCUUUGUCCUAAUAUCCAGAAUGCCCCAUCCGUGUUGGUGCAGUGGGCUGCUUCCCAACAGAGUCUUGGGGCCAACCAUUUUCCUGUUCCUCCAGGCCUGGGCAUCCUGAACUUUUCUCCAGAUCUAGCUCUGGAUUCACCAGGCACUGACCACUUUGUCAUCAUUGCACAGCUGAAGGAAGAAGUAGCUACUCUGAAGAAGAUGCUACAUCAAAAGGAUCAAAUGAUUUUGGAGAAAGAGAAGAAGAUUACAGAGUUGAAGGCUGAUUUCCAAUACCAAGAAUCUCAAAUGAGAGCGAAAAUGAAUCAGAUGGAGAAAACCCACAAAGAAGUUACAGAACAGUUGCAGGCCAAAAACCGAGAGCUCCUGAAGCAGGCAGCUGCAUUGUCCAAGAGCAAGAAAUCUGAAAAGUCAGGAACUAUAACCUCUCCAUGAGAGAUUCCAAGGAGCCUCCGAGCAAAAGCGGGGAAUUCCUGGGUUAGGUUUGGUGACCUGGCUGUUCCCUGGGAAUUGCAAGCUUUCUUAAGAAAUCUCUAUUUGAUUAUAGUUUUCCUUCUUUGUGCGAUUGCAAUGGACUGAAUGGUUUGUGCUGUAUUAUGGCUGCAUGCUUGAAUGUCUGGGGUUUUAAUCUCACUCUUCUCUCUUCCUCAUUAUUCUCUUUGUCCCUCUUUUGGUACUACUUUUUUAAAUGCUGAUCACUGCUCAGUGCUACGUGCAACAAGAUUUUUUUGUGUGUAUCGAUCAUUGUGUCUUGCCACACCCAUGAGCAAAGGGUUUGGCAUUAAUUACAUGUCACUGCCACCCUUUGAACUUUGAAAACUGCCACCUUAAGUUUGGUACAGUGGUAGAGGCUUUCUCUCUCCAAUAAACCUUUUGCUUCAGGGUAUAUUCUUGGGUUUUUUUCCAGGUAUAUUAUGUAUGAACUUUGUACUAUGUAUAGCCAGAGUUUUAUUUAUUUUUUAAAAGAGAAACUUUUUUUUCUUGAUAAAGGAAUAAUAGUAGCCUAGCUUGUUGUUCUUGUAAAAAUGAUGCCUCUUAAAAAAAAAAAAAAGUCCUGCUCUGUAGUUUUUAGUAACAGAACCAGAUCUCUUUCUUGUUACCUUGGAGUCUUAAAACUGAUUGCUAAGGUGAAAAAAUUCAAUGCAUAAGUACGGAGUUAAGUGCCUUUUGGAGGAUUUCUUGGAAGAGCAUUUAAGAAGUUACUUAAGGGAGGCAGCAAAAAUUUGGACAGUCUGUCUCUUUUAAGUAAGGGCAGAUAGAAGGUUGUCCAGGUUGUACUGGACACUUCCCUCCCGCCACCCCUUUCCUGAUUAUGUAAUUGAUUUUAAAUACUUACACUGCCACUUCUUUUUUUAAAGUACCCUUGUUUUUAUCAGUUGUCAUACUGAACCAUUGUCAGAGUUUUAUUUUGCAGGAAGAUUUGAAAUGGGAGAAUACUGACAUUAAUAGGAUAAGGGGUCAGUAUGAGCUUCUCAGGUAUGGACUCUGAGUUUGACCGGGAGAAAUGACGUCCCUGAAUCGUCUCCCCCUCCUCACGCACUCCAGCCUGUACACUCCUAGAUUUUAAUGGACAUGUAUUGAAAACAGGUGCCAGAGGUAGGGUGUGCUCAGGUGAAAGUGCUCGUGCCCUGUUUUCCGUUUUUGAUUCAGUAGGCAUGUGGAUUUACUUUUCCAGGAAAGGGGAUGGAUUGGCAUUAUUAGCCAUACUCUCAGGUGUCCCCAACGUGAUGUUUGUGAAAUCCAUAGCUGUGUGUAGUGUGCCACAAAACAGUGUAACCAACUACCUUAGAAUCAUGUAGAGUGGUAUAGAGUUAGAGUUAAUCAUGAGGACAGAUGACUUUUGUACUUCAAUUACCAAAAUGAAUUGAAGCAAUGGUUUUUAACUUGCUUUAUAUUUAUUAGGAGCAAAUGCUGAUAAUUUGUGAUUAACAUUGUCACAAAUGGAGCCAGGAACAUUAGUGAAUAAAAUCAUGGAAAUGGGUGGCUUCUGAUAAGAGAAACAGUGGACCACAUUGCUUAUAUAGCACUCUAGUAUGGUAUAUAAUUUUCCCUUCUAAGCUAGGGAAACAGCAGUGCUAAAUAGUUUUGUAAUUUUUUGAACGAAUAACUUUUAGGUAAAGAUAAAAUGUCAGACUAUUUUUUGGAUGCAUUUACAUUGACUAUGGGGGGAAAAGACUGAAAAAAUUGACAGUCAUGUUUUUUUAAUUUUGAAGACGAGAAAUCUGUUACAAUGAAGUGAUGCUAUAAAAGCAUUUAGUUUUAUACUGUAUGUUUUUUUAAUGUCUUGGCAUUUAAUAUAAAGAAAAUCCACACAUUUUCUAACUUUCCACAAAUUCCAAAAAGGGAAGUAUAAAGCCUGUCUUGAAAUUUUGGUUUUUAAAAAUCAUGACACUGUUUUACCAUGAAAUUGAGUAGCUAACUUUUGGUAACACCUUUUGUUUAUUUGUAUGUUUGUAAUAAUGAAUAUUUUAAAACAAGGAAUGUUUUGGUUUGUACAGACUUUGACAAAUGUGUGUUAAUAAAAAUUCAUAUUGACUCAAGAAUAA